UUACUCAACAGUCAAAAUGUAAAAGGUGGCUUACGUUAAAUGACAGCUUGAUUCAUCGCCGUUUCUCUCCCUCCGCUCGCGCCCGUCAACACAGCUGAGCGACAGCCAGUUGUGUGGGGUUUCAGACUUUCAGUCAACCAACAAUCUUUUUCACAAUAAAUUUGGGACUAAUUAAUUUCAGCGAUUUGGGAGUAAAUUACACUUAAUCAACUUCAUUAUGUGUGUCAUGGAAGAAUGAAAGCUGCCCAGUUCACAAAAACUGGAUCUUGAUGCAGGGUUUAAGCUUUCAGCUACCCAGUUAGCCUCUGAGUUUCAAGAAUUGCCCACUAGGCAGAGGUUUAGAUGGCCGAAUGCUGGGAUGAGAAUCACGACAUUGGUAGUACAUCAGAAGAGAGCUACCAUUUCGAUAGACUGCAUAUAGAGCCUAUAUAUGAUGCGUUCAUAUGCCCGCUAACAAAGCAAGUAAUGCGUGAUCCUGUAAGCCUCGAAAAUGGACAGACUUUCGAGAGAGAGGCGAUUGAGAAAUGGUUCAAGGAAUGUAAAGAAAACGGAAGAAACCCCGUUUGUCCCUUGACACAAAGAGAGCUAAGAAGCGCAGAGCUUAACCCGAGCAUGGCUUUGAGGAACACCAUCGAGGAAUGGAAUGCCCGGAACGAAGCUGCUCAGCUCGAUAUGGCUCGUAGGUCGCUAUCCCCGGGAAGCUCAGAGACCGAUAUUCUUCGAGCAUUGCAUUUUCUCGUGCAUUAUUGCCAGAAAAGCCGGUCGAAUAGACACGUAGUUCGUAAUGCUGAGCUGAUACCGAUGGUUAUUGACAUGUUAAGGAGCAGCAGUCGGAGGGUUCGGUGCAAGGCUUUGGAAACUCUUCGGGUUAUGGUCGAGGAUGAUGAUGAUAAUAAGGAAAUAUUGGCCGAGGGUGAUACUGUUCGGACAAUAGUAAAAUUCUUGUCACACGAACAAUACAAAGAUAGAGAGGAAGCCGUGUCUUUACUCUUUGAGCUAUCCAAAUCCCAGACAUUGUGCGAAAAGAUGGGUUCGAUUAAUGGAGCAAUUCUCAUCCUCGUUGGAUUGGCAAGCAGCAAAUCGGAAAAUCUUGCAACUGUUGAGAAUGCAGAGAAAACGCUGGAGAAUCUGGAAAAGUGCGAAAGAAACGUAAGGCAAAUGGCGGAAAUCGGUAGAUUACAGCCUCUUUUAACUGUACUACAUGAAGGCUCGUCUGAAACCAAGCUUUCAAUGGCUGCAUUUCUCGGGGAGCUGGUCCUUAACAACGAUGUGAAAGUCUUAGUAGCUAGGAAUGCCGGUUCUUCCCUGAUUGAUAUCAUAAAGUACGGUAAUCGGGAGGGUAGGGAGGCGGGUCUGAAAGCUCUGAACCAAAUCUCGUCUUAUGAGGUUAGUGCCAAGAUCUUGAUCGGGGCAGGCAUACUUCCCCCACUCGUCAAGGAUCUCUUUAGUGUUGGUUCGAAUGCACUUCCCAUGCGGUUAAAGGAAGUCUCUGCAACGAUUUUGGCAAAUAUCGUAAACUCGGGUAAGGAUUUUGAUUCCGUGCCUGUUGGUCCCGAGCAUCAGACGUUGGUAUCGGAAGACGUGAUUCAUAAUUUCCUGCAUCUUAUUAGCAACACCGGGCCUACAAUAGCGUGCAAGCUUCUUCAGGUUCUCGUCGGGCUCACGAGCUCUCCGACCACAGUGUUCAGUGUCGUUUCCGGGGUUAAAAACUCAGGUGCUACUGUCAGUUUGGUUCAGUUCGUCGAGGCUCCACAGAACGAUCUUAGGCUCGCUUCCAUUAAACUUCUUAGGAAUCUUUCUCCGUACAUCGGUCAGGAACUAGCGAGCUGCUUACGCAGCUCAUCCGCCCCGCUUAGUAGCCUAAUCAAGGUCAUAUCGGAGAGUCUCGGGGGUAUAUCCGAGGAACAGGCGGCAGCCGUUGGGUUUUUAGCCGAUCUCCCGGAAAGAGACACGGGGAUAACGAAGCUGAUGCUCGAUGAGAAGCUCUUCCAAUUAGUCACGUUGAGAAUAGUUGGGAUCCGACAGGGAGAUACGAGAGGGAGCCGGUUUGUAACCCCGUAUUUGGAAGGACUAGUGAAGGUUCUUGCAAGGUUCACUUUCGUUUUGUCGAGUGAACCCGACGUUCUUGAACUUUGUCGGGAGUACAACGUUGCUGCACUUUUCAUCGAUCUUCUACAGACGAACGGGCUCGACAACGUGCAAAUGGUAUCCGCCUCGGCCUUGGAGAAUCUAUCCCAAGAAUCCAAGAAGUUAUCGAAGCUACCCGAGUUGCCAAAGGCGGGUAUUUGCGCUUCCAUCUUCCCGUGUUUAACCCGCCCGCCCGUGGUAACGGGACUCUGCCGGGUCCAUCACGGGACAUGUUCGCUAAAAGAAAGCUUUUGCCUAGUCGAAGGGCAGGCCGUGGAGAAGCUAGUCUCCCUCCUCGACCACAACAACGAGAAAGUGGUCGAGGCAGCGCUUGCAGCUCUGUCCUCCCUGUUAGACGACGAGGUUGACAUCGAAAAGGGGGUCGAGGUAUUAUGCGAAGCAGAAGGGUUGAACCCAAUACUCGACGUGCUACUCGAGAAGCGUACCGAGAAUCUGAAGAGGAGAGCAGUUUGGGUAGUCGAGAGGCUUCUGCGCAAGGACGAGCUAGCCUUUCGAGUUUCGGGCGACCCUAAUGCUUCCACAGCGCUGGUGGACGCUUUCCAGCACGGUGAUUACAGGACUCGACAGAUAGCUGAGCGCGCCCUGAAGCACAUCGACAAAAUCCCGAACUUUUCUGGUGUUUUUCUAAGCAUUCCACAUUAGAUAUCCACUGCUAUGGCUCUUAGAUGCAUAUGAAUUGGUUAAGAUUCUGUAUAUAAAUUGCUUCCCAUUUUAUUCUAUGUAGAUUAGUGGCAGUUUCUCUGCAAUGUCUUAUUCAUUUGGUAUUUUGGUAGCAAUUUUACUCAGCAGGAUUAUUGUACUAGCUAGCUAUAGAAAUUGGAAUGUACUGUAAUUUUUUUGUUUGAAAAAAUAAAAAAUAAAAAUUUUGAUUUAUUAUUGCU
Ipomoea nil (Japanese morning glory) is the source of this 3029-nucleotide messenger RNA. Its product is annotated as U-box domain-containing protein 44-like. Gene Ontology annotation, biological process: protein ubiquitination. Lineage: Eukaryota; Viridiplantae; Streptophyta; Magnoliopsida; Solanales; Convolvulaceae. The transcript has 5 exons. The record is from RefSeq and is a predicted model, not a curated record. Gene Ontology annotation, molecular function: protein binding; ubiquitin-protein transferase activity. Bases 343 to 2790 code for a protein of 815 amino acids.